Molecule: messenger RNA, 2034 nt
Organism: Cyphellophora europaea CBS 101466
Lineage: Eukaryota; Fungi; Ascomycota; Eurotiomycetes; Chaetothyriales; Cyphellophoraceae
Product: ATP-dependent RNA helicase ded1
Exons: 2
Coding region: 1-2034 (677 amino acids)
Cellular component (GO): nucleus
Molecular function (GO): RNA binding; ATP binding; RNA helicase activity
Source: RefSeq, a predicted model, not a curated record
AUGGCUGAUCAAUUGAACAUGAACGGCCUCUCCCUCAACGAGUCCAAGCACGCUGGCCAGAACGGCGGCAUGCCUGGUGGUCGCCCCGCCUACAUUCCUCCUCACCUCCGCAGCCGCGGCGGCGGUCCCCCUCCUAUGGAUAACAUGGAUGGCGCAGGACCUGCUCCUGGCCCCGGUGCUGCUGGUCUCAACGGAAGCGCUUGGGCUAGCAACGGCAGCAGCGGUGGUGGAUGGGGUGGCGCUCCCGGUCCCGGUCCCGCUGCAAACGGUCCUCCCCAGCAGAACGGCUGGAACGGCCAGGCUCCUCGUGCCUUCAACCCCAACGCUUACGGUGCUCCCGGUGGUCACCACUCCGGCGGUUACUCUGGCGGUGGUGGCUACAGUGGCGGUCGCAGUGGAGGCUCUGGUGACGGCCAGUGGCGCGAUGGUCGACAUAUCCCAGGCCCCUCCAACCCCAAGACCGAGCGUGAGCUCUUCGGUAUCCCCAAUGAUCCUUCCAAAGCUCAGACUGGUAUCAACUUCGCCAACUACGACGACAUUCCCGUCGAAGCCUCUGGUCAAGGUGUCCCAGAGCCAGUCACCACCUUCACCAACCCUCCUCUUGAUGACCACCUCAUCAGCAACAUCGCUCUGGCUCGUUACGCCGUUCCUACGCCAGUGCAGAAAUACUCCAUUCCCAUCGUCAUGGGUGGCCGAGAUCUCAUGGCUUGUGCCCAGACUGGUUCGGGCAAGACUGGUGGUUUCCUGUUCCCUAUCCUGUCUCAGGCCUUCCAGAACGGCCCAAGCGCCGGUGCUCCCUCCGGUGGCGGCUUCCGCCAGCGCAAGGCUUUCCCAACUUCUUUGAUCCUGGCUCCUACUCGCGAGUUGGUUUCUCAGAUCUUCGAUGAAGCUCGCAAGUUCGCCUAUCGCUCUUGGGUCCGUCCUUGCGUCGUCUAUGGUGGUGCUGAUAUCGGCACUCAGCUCCGCUCCAUUGAGCGUGGCUGCGAUCUGCUCGUCGCUACUCCUGGUCGUCUCGUCGAUCUGAUUGAGCGUGGACGCAUCUCCCUUGCCAACAUCAAGUACCUGGUUCUUGACGAGGCUGAUCGCAUGUUGGACAUGGGUUUCGAGCCUCAGAUUCGCCGCAUUGUUGAGGGCGAAGAUAUGCCUCCUGUGGCAGACCGCCAGACUCUCAUGUUCUCGGCCACCUUCCCUCGUGAUAUCCAGCUCUUGGCUCGCGACUUCCUCAAGGACUACGUGUUCUUGUCCGUUGGCCGUGUCGGUUCCACCUCCGAGAACAUCACCCAGAAGAUCGAGUAUGUUGAGGAUCAUGACAAGCGCUCUGUUCUUCUCGACAUUCUCCACACUCAUGCCGGAGGCCUCACCCUGAUCUUCGUUGAGACCAAGCGCAUGGCUGACACCCUGUCCGACUUCUUGAUCAACCAAGGCUUCCCUGCCACCGCCAUUCACGGUGAUCGCACCCAGCGCGAGCGCGAGCGCGCUCUUGACUACUUCCGCAACGGUCGCUGCCCCAUCAUGGUGGCCACUGCUGUUGCUGCUCGCGGUUUGGACAUUCCUAAUGUGACGCAUGUCGUCAACUACGAUCUUCCUACUGACAUUGACGACUAUGUUCACCGUAUCGGUCGUACUGGUCGUGCUGGUAACACUGGUCUUUCUACUGCCUUCUUCAACCGUGGCAACCGUGGUAUUGUCCGGGACCUCAUCGAGCUUCUCAAGGAGGCUCACCAGGAUGUUCCCAGCUUCUUGGAGAACAUUGCUCGCGAGAGUUCUGGCUUUGGUGGCGGUCGUGGCCGCGGCGGUGGUGGUCGUGGCCGUGGUAGUGCUGCGACUCGCGACAUGCGUCGCAUGGGUGGUGGUAUGGGUGGUGGCCCUCCAUCUUAUGGUGGUGGCUUCGGAGGUGGUAGCGGCUAUGGCGGUGGUGGUAGCUAUGGCGGUGGUGGCGGCAUGGGCGGCGCUGCUCCUUCCUACGGCGGCGGCUAUGGUGGAGGUGGCUAUGGCAACCCUGGCGGUUCCCAGGGGCCUUCCUCGUGGUGGUAG